This is a messenger RNA of Hymenoscyphus albidus, 1737 nucleotides long. The record is from the annotation of a GenBank genome assembly. Lineage: Eukaryota; Fungi; Ascomycota; Leotiomycetes; Helotiales; Helotiaceae.
AUGGGCCUCUACAAGCGAAAGAUCACAGUUGCCGAUUAUGUCGUACCAUCCGCAGUACACUUGACCAACAAACAGUCACUAGUUCCUAAUUUCCUAGGUGAGUGGGCUCCAAAUAAUUCCCGCAUUUUUACGCACACAUGUACUAACCUUUAUCGCGUACAGUAACUAUCCUCUUCUUCCUUUGGUAAGCAAUGGUUAUGGGAACAAAAAUCUUUUGAUCUCAUGAGUGUAGGGACAUGCUAACUAAGAUGAUAGGGGUUUCGCGUACGGUCUUCUCGAUGUCCUCAACCCACAUUUCCAAAAGUCAUUAAAGCUUAGUCCGUCCCAGUCGGCUGGUCUUUCAUCAGCAUACUUUGGCGCGUACGCUCUAUGCCCGCCAACCAUCUCCGGGUGGAUCCUUCGCAAGUUUGGAUUCCGAGUUACCUUCAUGAUCGGACUUGGUGUUCUCGCCGUCGGAAGUCUUCUCAUGUGGCCCAGCGGAGUAAAACAUUCAUUUGGAGGCUUUUGCGGUUCAAUGUUUGUUGUUGGCGCUGGACUUGCAACUCUCGAGACUGCUGCUGAUCCCUUCUUGUCCAUCUGUGGCCCACCAAGAUAUUCCGAGAUUCGACUGAACUUGGCACAAGCUAUUCAAGGAGUUGGAUCUUUUGUCGCACCUCUGUUGGCUUCCAGAGUCUUCUUCGCCAAGACCGUCGAUACCGAUCAGGGACUUAAGAACGUACAAUGGGUCUAUCUGGGAGUCGCUUGCUUUGUUGGCCUUCUUAUCAUCUUGUUCUUCCUUGCACCAAUGCCUGAGAUUACGGAUGCCGAUAUGGGAACUCAGGAGAUGGAGAUUGCCGAAUACGACCCAGGACCUUUCAAGAAGCAGGUCAAUCUCUUCCUUGCUGUCUGGAGUCAGUUCUGCUACGUUGGUGCUCAAGUUGCUGUUGCAAAUUACUUUGUCAACUUCGUCCAAGAAACAGGAAAGGAGGCCGACAAGUCUUGUAAGUCAUUUCCAAGCCGUGCCCAAAUAUGAAUACAUGCUAACUUCAAAUCAGCCGAUAUCUUUGCCGCCGCCCAAGGUCUCUACGCAUUCAACCGAUUCGUCGCUGGUGGCUUGUUGACGAUCAAGGCUAUCAAACCACGUUACCUCCUCUCCGUAUACCUCGGCGCAUGCUUUGUUUUUGCUGUUGCGGCUUCGCAGUCACGCGGCGAUGCUUCAAUUGCUAUGCUUUGUUUCGUACUUUGUUUUGAAUCUGCUUGCUUUGCAACAAUCUUUACUCUCGGACUUCGUGGACUGGGUCGACAUACCAAGAUUGGUGGCUCUCUUCUCGUAGCUGCCAUCUCAGGUGGUGCUGUCUUCCCUCCAAUGACUGGUGCUGUAGCAACCCAUCUCGGAAAAGACGACCCGAACAGAUUUCACACUGCAAUGCUCAUUCCUAUGGCUGGUUUCAUUGCUGCUUGGAUUUAUCCCAUAUAUGUCAAUCUGUUCAACAAGGAAGUUGUUGAUACUCGACGUGCAACCACCAUCGGUAUCGAAUCCCCAGUUGGAAAAGAUAUACUCGAGCAUGGCCAUACUUCCGACAAGGCCGCGAUUGAGGAGAAAGAGCUUCGUUGAUAUUUGAAAUUGUUAUGGGGUUGUGGUGUAGUGGAGUCUUAAUACGGGUUUUGAUUUUCUGGUGUUGCUAGGGAAUACAUCGAUGCAACAUCAAGACUGGAUAGUGAUAUUUCUUCGGUCACUGGUAAUAAUGCAAACCGCUG